CGUCACAGAGGGAAGAAUCGAGAACGCAGCUUUAGAGAAAAGGACCUGUGACUUGUCUGCUUAUCAGAGGAAUCACACUUUGUCACUUUUAGGCUUUUCUCAAUUUUAUUUUGGAAUAGUUUAUGGUGUCUUUUUGCUGCGGCGUCUUUCUGUCUGUGGAAGAACUGCAUGAGUGAUCAUGUGUGACUGAAAUACAGACAGCAAAUUACUUUCAACUGGAUGUUUUUGUGACUGAGUCGGUCUGCAGGUGUAUUUUUGUGGGAGAAGAAGCUUCGUUUUCAUCAUGAAUCUGACACAGAGACUGAAACUACUGAAGCAUUUUGGCUCUCUGCCUCCAGAGCCUCCACCUCCGCUGCUGGUGGUGCCUAAACCAGGCAUGGAGGAGUUAACGAUAUGGGAGCAACACACGAUAACACUGAACAAAGAUCCCAAGUUUGGGUUUGGUUUUGCCAUAUCUGGAGGCAAGGACAAGCCUCACCCAGACACCGGGGACACAGCGGUGGUGGUUUCAGAUGUGCUGCCAAGUGGACCGGCCAUGGGACGACUGUUCAACAAAGACCAAAUUGUCAUGGUUAAUGGACAAUCUAUGGCGAAUGUGCACUCUAACUACACCAUUCAGACCCUCAAGUCAUGUGGCAAGACAGCCGACAUAACGGUGAAACGCCCUCGUACGAUCCAGAUCCCAGCAACCAACAGGCCGACCCGAGCCGCCUCCCACUCCAACCUGCUGGAUGCAGACCCUCCCAGACGAACCCGAGCAGCUUCCCAUUCCAACCUGCUGGAUGUGGACCCUCCUGGACGAACCCGAGCAGCUUCCCAUUCCAACCUGCUGGAUCCAGACCUCUCUAGACGAACACGACGUUACUCCGAUGGCAGCGACAACCGAGACGACCGCUACCGUGCUCGGAGCUCCUCACCGGGCCGUAAUGGAUACGGAAACACGCUGCCGCUGAUGUCUUCGGGGUAUAAGAAGCUGCCACGCAACGACUUCCCAGACAAACCCAUCAAAACCACUUUGGUUAAAAAGAGAAUAACGGAUGAGUAUGGACUGAAGCUGGGCAGUCAGAUCUUUAUCAAGCACAUGACAGAUACAGGUCUGGCGGCAAAAGAAGGAACGCUGCAGGAGGGAGACCUCAUUCUCAAGAUCAAUGGCAUGACGACGGAGAAUCUGUCCCUGCUGGAGACGAAGCACCUGGUGGAGAAGAGUCGAGGCAAACUGACCAUGACGGUGCUCAGGGACGACCGCAAGUUCCUGGUCAGCAUCCCCGAGGUGGAGGACAGCGCCCCCAACAGCGAGGACGACCGUCGCAGAGACAGCAGCUCAGAGCUGGAGGACAUUUCAGACAUUGAUGAUGACGUCCCAACUCACAGAGCAUCGCGUCACCCAACCAGAGAGAAACGGACCCGCAGAACGAGAGCUGAACCUCCACCACCAGCCAAGUCCAGGGAUUCCUCACCUGUUCGCUCCACUUUGACUCGGCCUCCACCAAGAACCUACGCCCCUCGCAGAGCUCCAUCCGAAUCAGAGUCCGACCACAGCGUCUCUCCUCCUCGUGUCAGGAGGAACAGUCCAGACAGAGACCCGUCCAGCAAAUACAAACCUCUGUCAGGGAUGUCCACCCUCCCCAACCCUCGAUCUUCUCCCAUCGUCCCCACCUGGAACACAUCUCGACCUACAUCCUCGGCCUCACGGCCCCGAAGGCCCGUCUCGGACUCGGACUCGGACGGCAGCGCCUCCCCGCCUCGACGCAGAGAGAGUCCUCGACCGGACAGCCGAUACAUAGUUCUUCCUGAUCUUCCUGCUGCAGGGUUGAGAUCUUCCCCGAUCCCGGUUCGCCAGGAGCCACCGAGGAGGGUCAACUCACCCGUCAGAGUCCCACCUCCAGAUUCUGAUUCGGAGUCGGACAGCGUUUCGGAGCCUCCUCACAGGCACAACACCUCCUACAGUCAGGAGUCUCUCAGCAGAUACAGAGUUCUGCCAGCUGUUUCUCUGCAGCCGACGGUGGAGCCGCCGAGGUGGAGCGAAUCUAACGAGCUGCCACCAAGAGCUCAGUCAGACUCUGAAUCAGAGGCCAGUUAUGCAUCUGUACCUCGGCAGCAGUCUACAGACAAUGGAAACUCCAACACAGCCAAAAAUAGAUACAGAGUCCUACCUGAGAAAUCCACCUCUGUCCCGGUAAAGCAGGAGCCUCCUCGCCGUGCUCCAUCUCCCGUCAGACCUCCUCCUGAUGAUUCUUCAGAUUCAGAUCAGCUUUCACAUCUCAGGAGGUCCGGAAGCUCCGAGCGUGAGGACAGCCGGCCUCGUGUUCCUCGGGCUCCUAAUGGAACCGGCACCCUCAGGUCUGGGAUUUCAGUGAAGAGCAACCCGCCAGUCUACACCAAGCCUACAGAGGAGCCCAUCUAUUCUCUACCUCCAGACUCCUACCCUUCAUCUAAUCCAGGGUACAGCUCAGAUGUUCACACAGUGUCGUUCGUUAAAGAGCGCAGCGUCGGGCUGAGGCUCGUGGGAGGAAACGAUGUUGGGAUCUUUGUAGGUGGAGUUCAGCCGAACAGUCCGGCGUAUGAGCAGGGGAUGAAGGACGGAGACCAGAUCAUGCAGGUCAAUAAAGUAGAUUUUGGUCAUUUCACGCGAGAAGAAGCUGCCAACUUUCUCCUCAACAUCAAGACAGGAGAACCAGUAGAAAUCUGCACACAGAACAAGAUGGACCUUUAUAAGAAGAUCAUCAAGUCCAACCUGGGAGACAACUUUUACAUCCGAACCCACUUUGAUCACGAGCCAGACGGCCCCAUCGGUCUGGGCUUCACCAGAGGAGAAGUGUUCAGGGUGGUGGACACGAUGCACCGCGGGAAGAUCGGCAACUGGCUGGCUAUUCGCAUGGGCAACGACCUGCACGAGAUGGACAAAGGCACCAUCCCCAACCAGGCCAGGGCUGAGAAGCUGGCCAGCCUCGAGCAGGCUCAGCGAGGGACUGGAGAGAGGCAGGUGUCUGGACCCAGAGCCGAGUUCUGGAAACUACGAGGCCUCAGAGGGAAUAAAAAGAACGAGAAGAACACCAGAAGGUCUCGUGAUGAUCUGCUGCAGCUCACCAUUCAGGGCAAAUUCCCGGCUUACGAGAGAGUCCUGCUCAGAGAAGCUAAUUUCAAACGACCCAUCGUCAUCCUGGGUCCUCUUAAUGACAUCGCCAUGGAGAAGCUGGCCAGAGAGAUGCCCGAUGAAUACGAGGUGGCAGACAUGGUUCCUCGCAGUGGAGGAGGAGACAGCGGCUCUACUGUUAUUAAACUGGACACUGUGAGGAGAAUAGCAGAGAAGGACAAGCACCCUCUGCUGGACAUCACUCCCACUGCAGUGGAGAGGCUGAACUACAUCCAGUACCACCCCAUGGUGCUGUUCUUAGACCCUCACAGCCGCAAGGACGUCAAGGCCAUGAGGCAGCGGUACAGCCCCAACUCCAACAAGAGCUCCAGACGCCUUUACUCUCAGGCCCUGAAGAUGAGGAAACACUGCAGCCACCUUUUCUCAGCUCGUGUCGACCUGCAGCCGAGCUCCAACGUCUGGUACGACACUCUAAAGGAUAAGAUUCGCCACCAGCAGUCCAAACCUGUCUGGGUGUCUGAAGUCACGCUGGAGAGCGGUGGAGAACAGGACUUGGACGCUCUGGAUCAAACCCAGUCUGACUACCUCAGCGCUGCGAGCGACCUGGAGGACACCGACGGAGAGGCGUUCACAGACGGAGAGGUGUACACCGACAACGAGGACCUGGACGAGGCUUACCCCGGUCAGGACGCGGCCAGGAUCCCGCGAAGCUCCAGGGCGGCCGGAGCUGCUUUGGCCCGAUCGUCCGAACCGGCCUUUGAGCGCGAGAGCCCCACGAUGGAGGUCGAGACUCGAUCCGACACGCACUCGCUCAGAGAAGUCCCACCUCUGAUGCACGUCCCCGAGCCCCGGACGCUGCGCCGGAACCAGUACAGCCCACCCCACAGCCCACCCCACAGCCCACCCCACAGCCCUGCAGAGGACGAAGACCCGUCCCAUCGCAGCUUUACAGACUCAGACUUCAGCGCUCUGGAUGUAGUCCCUCCCGCCACUCCGUCAGACGGACCUCCAGACUUUAUAGCUCCUGAUCCGUCCACUCGAUACUCCCUGAGCGAACCUUCGUACGCAGACGUGCAGCCAGAGAGCUCAGAACCUGCCAGUCUGUCCACCAUCGAGGAGAAACUGCAGCAGGCUCGUUCUGCAGAACCACAGGCACAAGCUGAACCAAAGAAAACCCCUCAGUUCAUCGUUUUAGCGCAUCACCACCAGGCAGUCCAGUUCAGACGGACGCAGAUCCGAGGCAGCGACAGCUCCGAGGAUGAAGACGAUGAUGAUGAAGACGAGGACAUCGAAUGGGGUCCCGCAACUGAACUGUAGACUCACACAGAGGAUUAAAGCUGCUGACAUCUGAUCUAACGAGGAAAAGAUUUCACUCCCACAAUGAACUCUUGUUUCUUGGAUUGUUUUUAAUGUCUUUUCAGAGGGCCUGGUUCAGGUAAGGAAUUGUGGAGAUGAUUCAAGAUCACUGCAACCUUUAGUGACGACUUCCAGUUUUAACAUCACACAAUUGGUUCUCGGACGAAUGUUCAGAUCAAAGUGCCUGAUUUCUUUUGAGAUUUUUUUAUUUAAAAUACCCACGUGAAACAAAUCGGUUUGCCCUUUGUUAUUGCUGUUUAUAUUGCUGCUGUAAUCUACACUAAUCAGCCUCAAUAUUAAAGCCACAUGUUUGAUUUUAUUACAAUUCAGUGUUCUGCUGAGGAACUUUGGGUCCUGGCAACUCUCACUAACAGACAACAGCACCUUCCCUCAGCAGGACAUUGCACCCCAGAUACCCCCAAAAAACCCCAAAAACUACUCAGGAAAGGCUUGAGGAACACGACAAAUAUAACUCCAAUGUGACUGAGCAUCCGUGCCAUGCUUUGGAACCAACCACAUCCACAGAGGAAGAAUCUGAGAAAAAGGUCUGGCUGCAUGAAGGGGAACUACAGAAUAUUUGCUUUUAAUGUUGUGGCUGACUACUGUACAAUUUCGUACAUGUUUUAUUAGAAAUCAUAUUAUACGAGUCUCUUCUUGUCAAUAUUUGGAUGUUGCUUUAACUUUUUCUACAUUAAAAUGUUUUUUUUCUGA
Messenger RNA from Amphiprion ocellaris (clown anemonefish), 5161 nucleotides. It is a transcript of the gene tjp3, whose product is annotated as tight junction protein 3. Lineage: Eukaryota; Metazoa; Chordata; Actinopteri; Pomacentridae. The transcript is spliced from 30 exons. Gene Ontology annotation, cellular component: bicellular tight junction; plasma membrane. Gene Ontology annotation, molecular function: cell adhesion molecule binding. The coding region runs from base 284 to 4411 and encodes 1375 amino acids. Gene Ontology annotation, biological process: establishment of endothelial intestinal barrier; cell-cell junction organization; positive regulation of blood-brain barrier permeability. The record is from RefSeq and is a predicted model, not a curated record.